AUGCGACAAGUGUCUGAGGCCUUCCAGCCUCUAACGAUACCCUUGUCUUAUAUCCGAUCAUAUGGCAUUCUUGACACCCAGUCCCAGUCGGCCACGCACACCUGCGCGAUACAUUACCCGACCCCGCCUAAAGGCUACUCAUUCACUGUAAUGCAGAGCUUCAUCCCACGUCCAAGUAUGGGUAUGGCAACGCGGAUCGGUAAUUGGCCGGGUAAGAGUUGGUAUGGAGCGGAGCUGAGCCCGAUUUCUCAAUCGCUUGCAAUGGACCUCACGAACAAUACUCACAUGUGGGUGGAAUUUGGAGACAUGUACGAGAAAGCAUCUGAAAUCCUUGGCCAUCAAUCAGGACCUUCGCAGUCCAGCCACAGAUUGUGGCAGCUGACAUCGACACUCAAUAACGUCGUUAAGGUUAGCGAGGAGAGAGACGACAAGAUACUGCUGAGUUGGUCGCAAAUGGCCAUGUUGAAGGGCGGGCAACAUUCACGCCUCGACCGCGACCAUGAUCACCGCCUACGGCAUGCCGCCACCAGGCUACACCAAGCUGCCUCGUGGGCCUUCUUCAGAACGGCGGCAAGUGGUCGAAUGCAUUUGAUAUUCGUGCGGAUAAUGGUCUGCAGGCAAGGCAUGAAGACAUGGCGACGUGUCAAAGUUUUGAAGUCCUGCAAGUGCUUGUGA
Molecule: messenger RNA, 675 nt
Organism: Pseudocercospora fijiensis CIRAD86
Lineage: Eukaryota; Fungi; Ascomycota; Dothideomycetes; Mycosphaerellales; Mycosphaerellaceae
Exons: 6
Coding region: 1-675 (224 amino acids)
Source: RefSeq, a predicted model, not a curated record